AUGUCGAAAGUUAUUUUAUCAGAAAAUCGGAAUCAAAACGAUGACAUUCAAAUUAGGGAUUAUUGGGAGCUUAAACAACGUGAAGUAAUCUCAGUUCAUGUUGGACAAGCUGGCGUACAGAUUGGAAAUGCCGCCUGGGAGCUGUUUUGUCUGGAACAUGGAAUUCAACCUGAUGGAACAAUGAAAAUCUUGAAUAAACAGCAUAUUGAUGACUCGUUUUCAACUUUCUUCUCUGAGACCGGUACUGGACGUCACGUUCCGCGCGCCAUGUUAAUCGACCUUGAACCUACUGUAAUCGAUGAGAUCCGAACAGGACUAUAUAAACGUUUGUUUCAUCCGGAACAAAUGGUUACUGGUAAAGAGGAUGCAGCAAAUAAUUACGCACGUGGACAUUACACAGUUGGUAAAGAAAUAAUCGACCUUGUUCUGGAUCGGAUCAGACGACUUGCUGAGAAUUGUGCCGGUUUACAAGGUUUUCUGGUAUUUCACUCAUUUGGUGGCGGUACAGGUUCUGGUUUUACCUCACUAUUGAUGGAACGAUUAACGGUUGAUUACGGUAAAAAAAGCAAGCUGGAGUUUUCCAUCUACCCAGCACCACAGGUUUCUACUGCAGUAGUAGAACCAUAUAAUUCAAUCUUGACGACACACACAACUUUAGAGCAUUCCGAUUGUUCAUUUAUGGUGGACAACGAAGCAACUUAUGAUAUAUGUCGUCGCAAUUUGGAUGUGGAAAGACCAUCAUAUUCCAAUCUCAAUCGUUUAAUCUCACAGGUAGUUUCUUCGAUCACAGCUUCACUUCGUUUUGAUGGUGUGCUGAAUGUUGAUCUGACAGAAUUUCAAACAAAUUUGGUACCAUAUCCACGUAUACAUUUCCCCUUGACUACUUAUGCUCCGAUAAUUUCUACUGAAAAGGCUUAUCACGAAUCGUUAUCUGUAAUGGAUAUCACUAACUCAUGCUUUGAACCAGCCAAUCAAAUGGUUAAAUGUGACCCACGCCUUGGAAAGUACAUGGCAGUAUGUCUUUUAUAUCGUGGUGACAUCGUACCUAAAGAUGUCAAUGCAGCUAUUGCCAGUAUUAAAACAAAACGUACGAUACAAUUCGUGGAUUGGUGCCCAACUGGUUUCAAAGUAGGUAUCAAUUAUCAACCACCGACAGUUGUCCCAGGUGGUGAUGUCGCGAAGGUACCACGCGCUGUAAGUAUGCUAGCCAAUACAACAGCUAUUGCAGAAGCUUGGGCUCGACUAGAUUAUAAAUUCGAUUUGAUGUAUGCAAAACGUGCCUUCGUUCAUUGGUACGUUGGAGAAGGUAUGGAAGAGGGAGAAUUCACGGAAGCACGUGAAGAUCUUGCUGCUUUGGAAAGGGAUUAUGAAGAGGUUGACUUCGAUAGUAAUAAACGUAACGAUGGUGAAGGUAUGAAUACAUUAAGAUACAUUUGGUAA
Loa loa (African eye worm) is the source of this 1440-nucleotide messenger RNA. RefSeq names its product tubulin alpha-2 chain. The transcript has 8 exons. Gene Ontology annotation, biological process: microtubule cytoskeleton organization; mitotic cell cycle. Gene Ontology annotation, cellular component: cytoplasm; microtubule. Lineage: Eukaryota; Metazoa; Nematoda; Chromadorea; Rhabditida; Onchocercidae. Gene Ontology annotation, molecular function: structural constituent of cytoskeleton; GTP binding. The record is from RefSeq and is a predicted model, not a curated record. The coding region runs from base 1 to 1440 and encodes 479 amino acids.